UUUAAUGACCUCUGUUGAAAAAGAUGAAAGACAACAAACACAAACAUCAGGAAAACAUAAAUCGGGUGCAAAACUUGUUGAAAUUCCAAAUAAAGACGAUAUUCGUUCUCAGAAGUCAGAAGCUAGCAAGUCAACAGCUUUCGUUGUGAACCUAUCGGAUGAAGCCUCUACACAGCCACAAGCAGCUCAAUCUUUGUCACCACAUAUAUCUUCUAGUGAGUCUUAUAAACAGCAAACGAAAAAGAAAAUGACCACUAAAAUGUCCAAAAAAACAAAUGAGAAAGAAAAUGGAAAAGGUCCUCAAAACUGGGAAAUAUGAAAUGAAAGUUGGCAGACUCAUCUUCUGGGACUUUGGUGGACAGUAUGUCUAUUAUACAACACACCAGACAUUCAUGACUUUCAGAGCGUUGUUUCUAGUAGUUUUUGAUGGAAGUAAAGGAUUGAAAGAAGAAAUACCUGAUGUACUGUGUUUUCCAGGGCAGCACAUGACACCAACCCCAGCAGUCUUUUUAUUGCACUGGGUGAACUCAAUCCUGACCUAUUGUAAGGUGGUGUAUGCUGGUAUUCCUAAGAUAUUGUUUGUUGCUACCCAUAAGGACAAGGUACCAGCGGAGAAUGUGGAAACCAGACGUGCACUAUUGUACAGCGAAGUAGAGGAAUUAUUUAAGGACCACGAAGGAAGAAAUCAUCUUGUCCUUGACAAACAAAUAUUUGUAAAUGCAACUGAUAAAGAUGAUCAAGAAAUUGAAUCCCUGAAGAAAGCCAUCACUGAGCUUACUUUCGAUCAUCCAUGUUGGGGGGAGGACAUGCCGAAUGCUUGUGUCCCCCUUGAACUGGAGAUUGCUGAAAUGGUAGCUGCAGGAAAGCAAAUAUUGUCAUUGGUAGAACUUGAAGAAUUAAAUUCAAUCAGCAAGGUGUCCGUUCUGGAUUUAGAACAACUUAAUGACUUCCUACACUUCCAACAUUCUCUUGGGAAGCUAAUCUACAUUGAUACUCUUCAGCUCCGGGAUUAUGUUAUAAUUAACCCACUUCUCAUGGUGGAGGUUAUGAGAUCAUUUGUAACAGACAUAGGGUUUUGGCCAAAGAAAAGAAGAAUGCAAGUAAUUUUCAGUAGAAUGUCAGAAAGUGGUAUCAUAUGCCGAGAAGACCUUUAUCAGAUUUGGGAACAAAAGGACUUCCGUCCAAUUUUACGAUACAAAGAGUUUAUAUUCAAUAUCCUCAUUCAUUUGGAUAUUUUGGCAGAGCAACGGAGAUAUGACACAGCAACUGGCAGUCGGUUACCAGUAGAGAACUUCUUUGUUCCCUGUAUGGUCACACAAAGAAAUACCACCAGUUUCAUGAACACAGAAUGUACACCAGAGAAAGCAAUAUGUCUAGCCUUUGUUUUUAAAGGAACUGUCAUACCACCAGCUUUGCCCAAUCGUCUAAUUAGUGCAUGUUUGAGCAUGUGGACUUUGAAGCAGUAUGAAGGGAGGAAACUCCUCUUUUCAGGAUUUAUUGUAGUCUCCUUUGACAAGGCACAUGAUAUUUUAGUAUGUGUUGAAGGCAACAAAAUUCUUCUUUACAUAGUCCAUAAAACCGCCGCUGGAUUGAUAGUACCAGAUAUAGCUACUGGAGUUAAGGAAUGUUUGGUUACAACAAUGGAGAGAAUAUCAGAUUUCUAUCAGUCCACAAUCAAUGUCAAACACAGCCAACAAUCACCUUUCCAUAUUGAAUAUUCAUGUUCAAAUCUGAAAUGCCUCAUCAGUGAAAAAGAAGCUUUGCAGACCAACGAAUGGGUUUGUGACGAACAUAAACAAACACACAGAGCAGGACACUUCGCUGUUUGGAAUCAAGAUAAGGAAAAAGAACAAGAACAGUGUGAACAGAACUGUCAAGGUUUAGGAGAUGAUGCUUUGAAUCAAAUUCCAAGUGAUGUUGAGCUUCAACGAUUCUCAUCAGGUUGUGACGAAUCCACAAUACAAAAGUUGGCCAUACAUCUUGGUAUGACUUUGAAGGAAUGGGAGAAACUCGUGACUGAUUAUCGUUGGAUUGAUAUUGUUAAGUAUAGAAUACUAGUCAACUGGCGGGAAAAAAACUCAGGAAGAUUCCGCAACCUAGCAAAAGCUUUAACAGAUAUGGAUGUAUCAACUCAUUACCUUUGUCAGGUUAAAAGAAUAAGAAAAGGAGAGUACGAUAUCAGCGAGGAAUACCUGGAUUUGAUUCCAACCGAUGAAAUACUAGAUGAACUGGCACAAGUAAUAGGAGUUGUAUCGUUCCAACUGGGUAUAGAAUUAGAAUUACCAAUAACAUCAUUAGAUAUUAUACAGUAUAACAAUGAUCGGAACUUAGUGGCACAAUGUAAAGACAUUUUAUAUGAAUGGAGAGAGCAGGGAGUCAGGCCAACCAUAGGUGUUCUCGUCAAUGCUUUGGUAAAUGUUGGGAGAGGUACUAAGUGUUUGGAGGAGAUCAUCAAAAGUAAAGGAGUGAAGAAAUAUAUUUCACAAGAAAAGGUUGAAGAGGAGAAACAAGGAAAGUUAAAGACAUUAAUGAAAAAAAUGAAUCCUUUUCAGAAGAAGAAAUAGUACUAAAACUAUUCAGUCAAUAUGAUUUAAUAUUGAUGUAUGUCAUACCGUUGCAUGUUUGUGUGUUGUUUCAGGGAACAAUUGUUAUCGUUUUUGGUGGGGUCUUAAUGUAAAUAAUGUUAACAUUCAUCAGCACGAAAUCAAGAAACAAAACAUGGUUAUUAAGCAUGUUAAGACAGUACAUAGCAAAUUUACAUAACAGUAGUGUAGCCUUAUAAAUUCAGGAUAGCGACGCAGGCUCAUUAGCUCCCCUAGUUCAUACAAAUAUCAAAAAUAAUAAAAGAAAUAUAACAUUGUUAACAAGACUGUACAUAGAGAAUUCAUAUAACAAUAGUGUAGCAUAUAAAUCCAGGUGAGCCCAAGUUUCUCCACAGGUUUAUAUGAGUUCAUGUCACCUAUAUAGCUGUUCAUCCACAGACUUAAUGGAGUUCAUAUUACUUGUGGAACAGUUAGUUCUGACACAGGUAAUAGGGAGUUCAUAUAACUUAUGGAACAGCUAGUUCGUCAGUUUUUUUGGAGUUCAUGUUCAUCUUCUAAUUUAAGGGAAUUCAUUUCAUUAGUGGAAUAUCUAGUUUCUCCUCGGAUCUUAGGGAGUUCAUGUCACAAGUGAAGCAGUUAGUUUCUCUGCAGGUUUAAUGGAUUUUAUGUCAAAAGCUAAGCAGAUAGUUCCUCCACAGAUUUAGGGAGUUCAUACCGUAUAGCGGGUUAUUUUCGCGGGUGUAAAAUUUCGCGAUUUUCAUUGAAUAAGGUACUAUACGAAAAAUUUUGGCGGUUAUUAUUUUGGCGGAUUCAAUAUUUUUAACAUUACCUUUGCAUGUACACUUUUAAAAAUGCGUAAUUUAUUUUGGCGAUUUUGUUCUAUCCGCGAAAAUAAGCGAAAAUUUACACCCCGCGAAAAUAACCCGUUAUACGGUAUCACUAGUGGAGCAGCUGGUCCUUCACAGGUUUAAUGAAGUUCCUGUUCCAAAUGGAGCAUCUAGUUUCUCUACUGGUUUUAGGGAGUUACAUACCUGUCAACCUCUGAAUUUGAAAAUGAUCAUAACGCGUAUGAACUUUUUUCGGUCCAAUUUUAUUAUUCAGUUUACGUCACUUAUGGGGCAGCUGGUUCCGCCAAUGGUUUUAGGAAGUUCAUGCACUAGUGAAGCAGCUAAUUCCUCCAAAGGUUUUGGGUAGUUUAUGUCACUAGUGAAGCAGCUAGUUCCUCCACAUGUUUAACGGAUUUCCUGUCACAAGUAGAGCAGAUAGUUCGUCCACUGGUUUAAAAGAAUUCAUGUUACAAGUACAGCAGCUACUUCCACUUGAUUUAAAACUGUGCAUGUCCUUAGUGCAGCAGCUUGUUCCUGCACAGGGUUAACAGAUUUUCUGUCACAAGUUGAGCAGCUAGUUACUCCUUUGAUUUAAUGGAGGUCAUGUCACUUGUGGAGCAGCUAGUUCUUCAACUGGUUUAAGGGAGUACAUGUCAAUAUGCAAUCGGCUAGUUCAUCCACAGGUUUAAGGGAGUGCAUACUGCUAGUGGUGCAGCUAGUUCCUCAACUUGUUUUAGGGAGUUUAUGUCACUAGAGGAGGAGCAAGUUUCUCUUUUGAUUUAAAAAGUUCGUGUCCAUAGAGAAGCAGCUAGUUUCUCCACAAGUUUAGUAGUGUUUAUGUCAAAAGUGGGACAGCUUGUUCAUCUGCUGUCUUGAGGGAGUACAUGUUAAGAGUGAGGCAGCUGGUAUCUCCUAUGCACUUACGGAGUCCAUGUCACUUGUGGAAGAGCUAGUUAUUUCUCGUAAUUUAGGGAGUUCAUAUCACUUGUAGAGCAGCUAGUUACUCCUCUGAUUUCAGUGACAUGACCUCACUUGUGGAGCAGCUAGUUACUCCUCUGAUUUUUGGGAGUCCAUAUCACUUGUGGAGCAGCUAGUUACUUCUCUGAUCUUAGAGAAUCCAUGUCACUUGUGGAAUAACUAAAUACUCCUCUGAUUUUAAGGAGAUCAUAUCACUUGUGGAGCAGCUAGUUACUCCUCUGAUUUUUUGGGAAUCCAUGUCACUUGUCAAGCAACUAAUUGACAAGUGACAAUUUAAUUUUAAUUUCUAAUUUUAGGGAGUUCAUAUCACUUGUGGAGCAGCAAUCUACUUCUCUGAUUUUAGGGAGUUCAUUUUACUUGUGGAGCAGUUAGUUCCAACUCUGGUUUAAGGGAGAUCAUGUCACUUGUGGAGAAGCUAGUUCCUGCUCUGAUUUUAUGAUCAUAUCACUUGUGGAGCAGCUAGUUACUCCUCUGAUUUAAGGGAGUUGAUAUCAAUUGCGGAGAAUAUAAUUACAUAUCUGAUUUUAAGGAGAUCAUAUCCUGGUAGAGCAUAUAGUUUCUCCUCUGAAUUUAGAGAGAUAAUAUCACUUGUGGAACAGCUAGUUACUCCUCUGAUUUUAGAAAGAUCAUAUCACUUGUGGAGCAGUUAGUUACUCCUCUGAUUUUAGGGAGUUCAUGUCCUCGUGGAGCAGCUAUUUACUCCUCUGAUUAUUUGGGAAUCCAUGUCUCUUGUCGAGCAUCUAGUUACUAUUCUGAUUUUAGGGAGUUCAUAUCACUUGUGGAGCAGUAAGUUACUUUCUGAUUUUAGGGAGUUCAUUUUACUUGUGGAGAAGCUAGUUCCUGCUCUGAUUUUAGGAAGAUCAUAUCACUUGUGGAGCAGCUAGUUACUCCUCUGAUUUAAGGGAGAUCAUGUCACUUGUGGAGAAGCUAGUUCCUGCUCUGAUUUUAGGAAGAUCAUAGCACUUGUGGAGCAGUUAGUUACUCCUCUGAUUUAAGGGAGUUGAUAUUAAUUGAUGAGAAUAUAAUUACAUGUCUGAUUUUUUAGAGAUCAUAUCCUGGUAGAGCAGCUAAUUUCUCCUCUGAAUUUAGAGAAAUAGUAUCACUUGUGGAGCAGCUAGUUACUCCUCUGAUUUAGGGAGUUCAUGUCCCGGUGGAGCAGCUAAUUCCCCCUCUUAUUUCAGGGUGUUCAAGUCAUGAUGGAGCAGCAUGUUUCCAAUCUCUUGUUUCUCCUCUGAUUUCAUUUUAUUUGUUAAUUCCAUCAUUGUUGUAGAUUGCUCACAUAUUUAUAAUCAUCUCAUUUCUGACUAAUUGUGUCAUUAAAAUAAAAACAUGU
Messenger RNA from Mytilus trossulus (common blue mussel), 5681 nucleotides. RefSeq lists its product as uncharacterized. NCBI's taxonomy places the organism in Eukaryota, Metazoa, Mollusca, Bivalvia, Mytilida, Mytilidae. Gene Ontology annotation, molecular function: protein binding. The record is from RefSeq and is a predicted model, not a curated record. The coding region runs from base 276 to 2564 and encodes 762 amino acids. The transcript has 8 exons. Gene Ontology annotation, biological process: signal transduction.